AUAUCGGGUGUAAUAUUUAGUUUAUCUAGGGUAAUGAGAUUUAUGUUUAGAGUUCUUGGAGUUUUAAUUUCAUUAGUGAGUUUAAAUUUAUUAGGGGUUUGAGUUGGAAUUGAGUUAAAUUUCUUGGCGGUAUUAUGUUUUAUAAGUGGUUCUAGUGUAGAAGAGACAGAGGGUGUAAUAAAGUAUUACAUAGUUCAGAUUUUAGGUUCCUGCUUCAGAAUAAUAGGUUUUCUAAUAAUGGUAAAUGGGGUUGAGAUAUUUUUAGGUAGAGUUUUUAUUUUAUUAGGGAUAUUAAUUAAAUUAGGUGCUUUUCCAUUUUACUUCUGGGUAGCACCUGUUGUUAGAAAGUUAUCUUGGCCUGCAUGUAAAAUUGUACUAGUUUUACAGAAGGUUACUCCUUUAUGGGUGGUUAGGAACUGCUUAUUUUUAGGUUGAGAGAUUAGGUAUUUAGAGUUACUAUGUGUUCUGACUUGUUGUUUUGGUUGUUUAGGUGGAUUGGGGAUCUUGAAUUAUCGAGUAUUACUAGGAUUUUCUUCAAUUCAACAUUUAGGGUGUUUAAUAAUUUUAAGGUGUUGUAGGAGGUGGUCUAUGUGGAUAUAUUUAAUUGGUUAUAGGGUUUUAAAUAUUGGUUUGAUAAUUAGUUUGUGAGUACUAAAUAUUUCUAGUUUUUUAGAUUUAAGAAAAGCUAGUUCUUUAGAGAAUUUAAGCUCUAGUUGAUGAGUUUCUGUUUAUAUAUUAUCAAUUGCUGGGUUACCCCCUUUUAGAGGAUGUGCUUUAAAAACAUUAUUUUUAAUCUCUUGUUGGGGAAAUAUGAGAGUUGGAGGUUCUUUAUGUAUAUUAACUUCAUGUGUUAGAUUGGUUUUUUAUUUAAGUGUAGUCUUAGCAAUAACAGUCUACUGGGGAAAAUCCAUUUUCAAAAUAAAGAAAUCAUCCAAUAGAUAUUUUUAUGUGGGUUUGGUUAGGAUUAUAAUUAAUUUAGCAAUUGGGCCCUUAUUGUUUAGUUUUUCUAGUUUAUAG
This is a messenger RNA of Ruditapes philippinarum (Manila clam), 1017 nucleotides long. The record is from the annotation of a RefSeq genome assembly. Lineage: Eukaryota; Metazoa; Mollusca; Bivalvia; Venerida; Veneridae.